AUGAUCAAUCUAGCAAAUGUAGUAAAGAUUUUCGUUAAUCGAGCAUCAAACUCAUUGUCGUCCGUCGCCUCAGCCAUCUCAACCGUCACAAAUCGUGAAUGUGAAGUAGCCGAGCUGUUGUGUGAUGUACUGGAAUCGAUUACUAAGAGUCACUCCCAUUCCAUUGAAGUGGAAACAACCCUUGAUCAUGAACUAGUCGAUGGUGAAUUGAUUGAUGAUGUCGAGGACGAAGAUGCAGAUGAAGAAACAUGGGAUCCCGACUGGAAUCAUGAUGCUCACAUUGGGAAACGAAAGAGACGCUGGGAGACAAAUGUGACGAAGCGUCAGGUAGAAGAUAAAGCGAUCAUCAAAACUUCGGCCGAUCAGUUCAUAGCUGAUGUUCGCAAACGUUUGCCCCAAUACGAAGUCACAAAGGAGAGAAAGUUACAAGUGGAACUGUUCGCUCCAUAA
This is a messenger RNA of Adineta ricciae, 450 nucleotides long. The record is from the annotation of a GenBank genome assembly. NCBI's taxonomy places the organism in Eukaryota, Metazoa, Rotifera, Eurotatoria, Adinetida, Adinetidae.